Molecule: messenger RNA, 611 nt
Organism: Plutella xylostella (diamondback moth)
Lineage: Eukaryota; Metazoa; Arthropoda; Insecta; Lepidoptera; Plutellidae
Source: RefSeq, a predicted model, not a curated record
CACGAUAGUAUUGAAAUCCAAUAGAUUUUACUCUAUAAUAUUUUUGAUUCUUGACGAAAUUCCACUACGAUGGGCGGGCCAAUGGAGAGGAUUCAAGUAUUAGAUGACAUAGAAAAAGAUGUCCUUACAUGCUUGCAAUGUGCAGCUAAUGCCUUGCUUGAGCUAAGCAAAGAAAAGUCGAGCCAGAAGCAAGCAGAGCAGAAUACUUCACAGUUUUUGAGAACACUUGGUCAAGUGGAAACCAAGUUGAGUGACCAGAUCAAUUACCUGACUCAAGUAUCUACUGGUCAGCCACAUGAAGGGUCAGGUUACGCUUCCCAGAAAGUGCUUCAAAUGGCUUGGCACAGACUGGAGCAUGUGCGCUCGUGGGUCAAUGAGCUGGACCGCCUCAAGGCCUCUCACCUCGCUGCUGCCACCAGGACAGCAGCCGUUGUCCCUAAUGGCAAUAUGAAUGCUUCAGGAACCGGUGUAUGAUAUUAUGUUUAGAAUCAUGGUGGUGUUCUUAAUAUAUAAAAUCUCUUCUAAACUAUAUUUAAUUUUGAAUGCAAUAGUGUUUGCUGAUAAGAAUUUAGAUUUUCAACAUAGGGAAUAAAUAUAUUAUAGAAAAGUAA